This is a messenger RNA of Cheilinus undulatus (humphead wrasse), 1542 nucleotides long. Its product is annotated as protein shisa-8-like. NCBI's taxonomy places the organism in Eukaryota, Metazoa, Chordata, Actinopteri, Labriformes, Labridae. The transcript has 5 exons. The record is from RefSeq and is a predicted model, not a curated record. Gene Ontology annotation, biological process: regulation of AMPA receptor activity; regulation of short-term neuronal synaptic plasticity. Gene Ontology annotation, cellular component: postsynaptic density; postsynaptic membrane; dendritic spine membrane. Bases 1 to 1542 code for a protein of 513 amino acids.
AUGAGAAAUCGCUUCAGGAAACAGAACUGUGACCUGAUGGAGGCAAUCAAUGCCCUGGAUCCUGCACAAGCCACAUUCUUGGAUGUCAGCAAGGUGAAGCCUUUACUUGACCUCACCAAGACACCUGCUGUGGACUCUGAAUUCGAGGUUGCUCGCAACUUCCUCAGGACACAAAUGAAAGAGUCUUCUCCACCGGAUGAGGCGAAGUGGACAAUCAAACAGGUGAGUAAGACUAGGUCCAAAAUGGCCGCCUCCAUGCAUCCACUUUUGGUAAGCCUCUCAUUGGCCGUCCUCCUGGGCUUGAACUCUCUUGGUGGACUGAACUCUUGGCCCUCAGGGCAGGUUUCGGCCCAGGUCUCUGCCAGCAACCAGACAACAGAGGCCAAUGUGGCACCAGAGGCUGCCCUGGCAACGCCCACACCAGACCCAGAGGAAAAAACAAUUGAGACUGCCGGUAACCGGUGCUGGGGUUACUAUGAUGUCAUGGGCCAAUGGGAUCCGCCUUUUAACUGUAAUGCAGGUAUCUACUUGUUCUGUUGUGGGUCCUGCUUCUAUCGGUUCUGCUGCCAGUUCAAAAUCCACAGUUUGGACCAGACUUCCUGUUCCAACUAUGAUACGCCUGUGUGGGCAAACACAGGGCGACCGGCAGCACCCGUCACAGAGGUCCACCAGGAACCGGACCGUGAUCGGACCCAUAUGAUCGUGUAUAUCAUCUGUGGAGUGGUGGCCAUAAUGGUGUUGGUCGGGAUUUUCACCAAACUCGGGCUAGAAAAGAGUCAAGGAGGACAAACGGAUAUGACCAACUCCAGGACUUUGACAGAGCUUCUGAAGCAGCCAGGGGAAGCAGGAGUGGUGGACGGAACUGGGGUUCAUCAUCCCAUAGGGACCAACGGCAUCUCCGCCAGGGCGCUACGAACCAACAACGAUCACAACCAUUUGAACAACGCAGCCUUGUCUCCCCUGGGUCCUGCUAUGGCCUUGUCUCACCCUCAUAACAACCUGGGAAUUGGCUUCAACAAGUACACGUCCCUCAAGGCAGUUGACACGACUCCAAGAGACUACUACAAGAGCUAUCCAAUGGUAGACUACACCCACCGACAGUCCCCGCCCACUUUCCAGCCAAUCAACUUCCAUCCAAAAGACAAGCCCUUCCUCCCACCGCCCGACAUCCACGCGCCCCUGGCCAUCACCAUCAACGCCGCCCAAAUCCCCAAGCCUAAGAUCUCCAAAACCAACACCCACCCACUCACGUCCAGUUCGGCCUUCAAAGCGUGGGACCCCAGCAAGAGCCACAUCCAGCACCCUGCGGCCUCCCACAUGGGCCUCCAGGCGCAGCCGCAGCACCACCCCAUCCAGCAGCAACAGCACCAGCCGCUGCACCAGCAGAACAGCCGGCGCCAGGCCUACUCCAACAAGAGGCAGUUCAGCAUUGAGACGCUACCGGAGUUGUUCUCGCAACCGCUGGGCUACGGUCACUCGCCGCACAUGCACCCGAAGCACAAGGGACUUCCUACCAACAGCAAGACAGAGGUCACUGUCUGA